Sporisorium graminicola is the source of this 564-nucleotide messenger RNA. RefSeq lists its product as uncharacterized. Gene Ontology annotation, molecular function: mitochondrion autophagosome adaptor activity. The transcript has 2 exons. Bases 1 to 564 code for a protein of 187 amino acids. NCBI's taxonomy places the organism in Eukaryota, Fungi, Basidiomycota, Ustilaginomycetes, Ustilaginales, Ustilaginaceae. Gene Ontology annotation, biological process: mitophagy. The record is from RefSeq and is a predicted model, not a curated record.
AUGCCAGGUGCACACUCGAGCACACGCAGGCACGGUCGACGUCAAGCCCUUGACCGCUUCCAUGACCACGACGACGACGAGGAUGCCGUCUCGUCCAGCGGUGCCGUAUCUGAGAGCAGCAGUCGAGCAUCGUCCGCGUCGGACGACGACGGACUCGCGUCCAAGCUGCCCACACUUCCCGAUCUGCGGUUUGAGCAGUCGUAUCUGGCCACCAUCCGCGGGUUCUUGCACGAAGAGCACCCCUCGCGCGACUCUGUCGACGACGAAGGGAACGUUGAGAAGGAUCACCACCACAAGGUCACCGUGACGCACAGCAAGGUCAAGCACGAGCACGAGCUGUGGCUAGGCAACCUACGUGUCGAAUGGUUCCCGAUUUUGUAUGUGACCGUGCGGGAUCAGCUGCUGUCGCCUUUGGUUCAGGGCGCAGUAUGGGGUCUCGGUGGGCUGCUGCUCACACAGAUCAGGCAGUAUGUUUCGGCAAGAACGAGAGGUGCGCCCAAAGUUGGCGGUGUACAAAGAACGACGUCGAGCAUUCUGCGUAGUGUCGGGCUCGGCAAGAGAUAA